UGGGACAUGAGAGGAGCACAGCAUGGCCCAGACGCCACAGGUUAAGACUUCGUCCCUUUACGUUCGCCUGCAGCAUCCGUCCGUUAAGGCAGCGGGGAACACCGACCGAAAGCAGGCUGAGGUCAGUGGCGGGCAGACUCUCGCCGGGAAUGGGCCGCUUUCUGCGCCUGGCAACCACCCGUGUCACAAUGAGGGGCACCAUGUAAUGCCAGGGAGCCGCCUCUGCCACAGGCUCAGCCCCCACGCCAGGGGUGACGCCCCCCCAGUCGAAUUGCCGGCCACUCGGCCCGGCUGCCUGCGUGAUCCCGGGAUGUCUCGCAGCGGGAGACCUCACUGCGCCCUCCGCUCCGCUCCCUGGAGACCCUUCGGCCCUCACGCCACCACCCCAGGGGUCCGGUGGAAAGUGGAGUUCAACAAACCCAACCUGGUAGAGGCGCCCGUCUUCUGUACACCUCUCUGCUCCGGGGAUGGGAGGUAUACCUCCAGACCACAGGCAGCUGGCAGACUGCUAUCCCCCAGUCUCUCCAGAACAACUACCUCUCCAGCAAGUCCACAUCCCCUACAGAAGACUGAGACCUUUGUUUGGAUCAACCGGGCAUCUCCACAUGCACAGAAUGUCGCCAAGGCUAAAUAUCAGUUCCUAUUUGGCACGCCUGCAGAAGACAACUCUUUGGACAGGGGUUGCUUCCAGUCUCCUGGAGAAGACCGACGUGUAAACAACUUGUCGAUCUUAAGUCAGGAACUCCAACAAACGUCUGAGGAGGUCCAGUCAAGCAGCUGGGAGAGCUUGUACCCUAUCGUGGUGGUUACUGCACCGGACCCCAGCCUGACUGCUACUCCACAGGACUUUGAGAACUAUCAGCAAGAGGAGUCCAGAUCUAACACCGAGACAGAAUGGUCGGGCCAGGGCAGCGCCGAGAGGUUCACGGUGCCAGAUUCCGAAGGUGGUCUCACAGCAACUGACACGGACGGUGGCACUUCGAAUCAAUCGGGAGGAGAGUCCACCACCGACUUGUCUCAGGAGCAAAUCUAUCAGGACGUGGCGAAGGUAUUUGUGAGCAGUACCCAGGUGAUGACAGCGCCCGUGUUCACCGUCGUACAGGGCCAGCAAGCUGAAUUGCUCCAGUGGGGGGACGGUGAGGAUGCUGCAGGAGACAAUGAGCUCUUGAGAGGAGCCGAGGACGAGAAGGAACUUGCCAACGGGGACAAGGAAAUGCUACAGAGUCCCUCGUUGACUGACAAAGACUUUGUGCUGGAGGAUGAAAGCACCCAGGACCCCCCUCGGACUUUGGAGGGGGCAGAAGGAGAAAAGGACAAAUCGCUGGCGGUGGAUGAUGAGAUUUCGGCGUUCUUGGUAACCGAGUAUGCAAUGGCAAAGGCACCAGUUCCAAAGCUGCCACUGCCCGGUGAAGAUGAGGAGGAGUUCAAUGGGCAUUUGAAAACUGAUGAUGACAGUGGGGCUUCUGUGGACAGUGAGAGAAGGACGCCGUUGAAAGGUGCUCAGUCUGAGACCCGGAGUGACGAGGAUGAUGAUGUCUUUGUGACCGCGAGAGAAAGUCAAGCAAGUGUAAUGAGCAGAACUUCCCUGGGAACCAAAUCAGCAAAUUUACUGAUGUUGACGGUCACCAACAAGCCAGAGUUUGAUUGUACGUGGACUUUGCCCAGUGAGGUGACUGAUAUUUUCAGCUCACAGUUUGAACACAUUAUGGAGUGCCAACAUCUGAAAGGUACCUCGUACAACAGCCUGGACUCAUUGGACAUGAUCUCCUCCACGGACGAGAGCGAAUGUGGCUUCAGCUUUGAAAUGCCGCUCACCCCGAUGAUUCAGCAGCGAAUCAAGGAGAGCAGCCAGUUCCUGGAGCAUGGGACCACGGAAACCGGCUCUGGUAAUAGGGCAUUGCAGCGUCGAAUAGACAUCAGUGACCUAUCAGGCAGCAGUCUGGAGGAAAACAGCGACUCAUCAGACCAUUUAUUCCAUAAACCUUCUCUUGUCAAUGGAGCACCUCAACUCUCCGAGUUCUAUCAGGAUGGGCAGAAAGAGCCCUCUACUUCAAGUGAUUGCGGCCUAAAGGAAAUGCUUCCAGAUGGGGACCUUGAAGCGGACAGCAUGGAGCAGCUGGAACUCCAUAGCAGCACUGAUGUGGUGACCAACGGCAAUAAGAGUGACCUGGAGGCAGCCAAGAGGCUAGCUAAGCGUCUCUACAAUCUCGAAGGGUUCAAACGAUCUGACGUCGCGAGGCACUUGGGGAAGAAUAAUGACUUCAGCAAGUUAGUGGCUGAAGAAUACCUCAGAUUUUUUGACUUUACUGGCAUGACCUUGGACCAAUCACUAAGAUUUUUCUUGAAAGCAUUUGCACUAAUGGGGGAGACUCAGGAGCGAGAGCGGGUAUUAAUCCACUUCUCCGAACGAUACUAUCAGUGUAACAUGGGCACUAUUCCUUCUCAAGAUGGGGUCCAUUGCCUUACUUGUGCACUGAUGUUGUUGAAUACAGAUCUUCAUGGCCACCACCCAUGUUGUGUGUGUGCAGGUGCGGGACACAGUGAAAGACACAAGAACAUUGGGAAGAAGAUGACCUGUCAAGACUUCAUUAACAAUCUGGAUGGUUUAAAUGGAGGGAAGGACUUUCCGAAAGACCUGCUGAAGGCAUUGUACAAUUCAAUCAAAAAUGAGAAACUGGAAUGGGCGAUAAAUGAAGAAGAGUUGAGGAAAUCACUCUCCGAACUUGCUAAUGACAAGACAGACAAUGCUGGAUCCAAGUCCAACAAUCGUAUUGGAUCUGGUACGAAUCCAUUUCUCGACAUUCCGCAGGAUCCCAAUGCUAAAACGUACAAAACCGGCUUCCUGUCACGAAAAAUUCAUGCAGACAUGGAUGGAAAGAAAACUCCCAGGGGCAAAAGAGGUUGGAAGACAUUUUAUGCUGUGCUGAAAGGCAUGAUCCUUUACUUGCAAAAGGAUGAAUAUAAGCCGGAAAAAAAUCUGUCUGAAGAGGAUUUAAAAAAUGCAGUCAGCAUACACCACGCACUGGCAAUAAAAGCGACUGAGUAUGAGAAGAAACCCAAUGUUCUGAAGUUGAAGACUGCCGACUGGAGAGUCUUUCUUUUUCAAGCACAAAGCCCUGAAGAAAUGGAAUCCUGGAUAAAUAAAAUGAACCAAGUAGCCGCCACAUUCUCUGCCCCUCCAUUUCCAGCUGCUAUUGGCUCACAAAAGAGGUUUAGCCGCCCCCUGUUGCCAGCUACCACCACCAAAAUGACGCAGGAGGACCAGCUGAAGUCACAUGAGGCCAAGCUAAAACAGAUUUCCACUGAGCUCACUGAGCACCGCUCCUACCCUCCAGACAAGAAAGUCAAAGCGAAGGAAAUUGAUGAGUACAGACUGAAGGAACACUACCUGGAGUUUGAGAAAACCCGAUAUGAGACAUACGUUAAACUCCUGAAGGAAGGAGGGCCAGAUAUGCUCUUGGAGAAUGACGGUAAUGGAAUGAAAAAGUCACAUUCCAGCCCAUCGCUGAACCAAGAGAUGUAUGCUGUAAAUGCGAAAAUCAAACGCAAUGUCUCUGAAAGAAAAGACUACAGGCCUGACACAGCCAACAACAAGCAGAAGACUUAACUUCUCAGCAGGAAAUCAUCUCCCAGUCCUCGGCCACCAAAACAUAAUCAAGUGACGCAAUCUGUGACUUGUAUAUUUUUGUGUAAAAUAUUAUUUAGAUGUUGACUUUUGGUAACAGAAAUUGUGAGAACAUGACUGAUAUGGUAAUCCUUCAUUUGCAGACACUCCUGUAGCUUUUUAUAUUUUUGUUUGGUCGUUGACGCAAAUGUUUGUAGAUUGCCUUUUUUUUAUAUUGCCUUAAAGAGACAGCCUCCUAUUGUUGGCCUGCUAUUUUGAAAGCCAUCAAAGGUCAUGCAGUCGGAGGUUUACACGAGAGGCCCUAUCAACGAGUGCCAAAUGGAUAUAUGUCAUUUCACAAAUGGAGAAUUGUCAUUGGCUGAAUUUCUGUGCACAAAAUCAGAGCAAGAUAGCUGCUGACUUUGCUGUCCUUUUAUUUUUCCUCAUUAUUAAUUCUUUAAAUUAUUUAAAAACAAACACUCUCAAAGAAAGUUGUGAAAUGAAUGUUUCCAUGGAUGUGGUUUUUUUAAAGAAACAAUACUUUAUACAGUGUUGCUUAUUGGAGACCAACAAAAUGAAUAUUUUUCAAAGAGCUAUUGGUUGCUUUUCUGUUUAUUGCUUAUCAGCAAAUAGUCCUUACAAAUUCCUCACUGUCUUAUCCCUUCCUCCCUCCUUCCCACUAGAUUAUUGAUUGUCACACAUGUCAGUACUUCCUUUCAGGACUGUGACACUCCUCUCUCCCUUUCUCUCACUCAGGCUCUCCCCUGUACAUGCCAACAUUUCAGAGCACAUGCUAUUCUCUGUGCACAUCCCCACCCAAGUCCAUAUCUGCUACUGAGCCAGAAAGCUGUCAUCUGUACAGUGUUGGAAGGAAAAUAUUUUAAAACACUUUGUUUUGAAAUGAUUUUAUGAGGCUCCAUUUUAAGCACACUGUAAAUCCCAGACAACCUUGUCACCUGUACAUGAUAUUUCCUUGACAAGAAUAUAGCAAAUAUAUAGAAGGUACUAUCUGAAUUGUUUGAUUGUAUCUUUAAAGAUUAGUAUUUAUAGUGCACUUUAACAGAAUACAUAAAGCUUGACCACCUGUUUUUAUUUUUUUUAAGAAUAUAUGUUUGUCUUCCAUUUUUUUGUAUAAUUCCAGGCAUCUAUGCCUGGGCAAGUUCUGUCAACUGUAAGACAGGUUAAAGAGACAGUAUUGUAGUGAAAUUACAAUUGAUCCGAUAGAAGUUUUGUUUGAAGUAGGAAAUUGCAUUUGCCCUCCAGAACCACUGCUGUUAUUGAAUUUCUAUUGCAAUGAUGCUGUAGUUUAACUCUCACUGCACCAGUUACAUAAGGGUCUCACGCGUGAAGAGCACACAACCCUGCCUGAUUGCGGAUUCAGUUGAACACAUCAAGUGUGAAAAGAUCACUUUUUUUCUAUAAAGAAUUCGACUCACCCUUGCCCUGCAGAAUACCUCUAAUACUUUCUGCAUCUGUAGAUAAUGAAAGGCUGUGAUGAAAUUUAUAGUGAAAAGUGGUAUCUGCUCAGUAAUGUAUUUUCAGGUGCAAAUAGGUGUCUCUUCCCAGUGCCACUUGGUAUUUCUCUGUGCUAUUAUUGAUAUUUAUUGACUUUGUUGCAUCUUCAUUCACUUCUAUAGCUCAGUGGAUCUAUUUUUGUUGUCUGUAUAUAAUAGAUUUACUGUACAAUAGCAUGCAGAAAGUCGUCUUUCUGCUGCAUAUGUCCCUUGUUUUGCAUGCAGUCCUCUCUCAGAGACAAGAGCUCACAUAAAUAAAUUCAAAUGGAUGUUA
Messenger RNA from Chiloscyllium plagiosum (whitespotted bambooshark), 5392 nucleotides. It is a transcript of the gene psd3l, whose product is annotated as pleckstrin and Sec7 domain containing 3, like. Gene Ontology annotation, biological process: regulation of ARF protein signal transduction. The record is from RefSeq and is a predicted model, not a curated record. Lineage: Eukaryota; Metazoa; Chordata; Chondrichthyes; Orectolobiformes; Hemiscylliidae. Gene Ontology annotation, molecular function: guanyl-nucleotide exchange factor activity; phospholipid binding; protein binding.